AUGGUUUAUUUAUUUAUUUGUAUAUUCAAAGAAAAAUAUAUAGAUUCUGGUCAGGAUGGAGAAUGUUUAGGAGAACAAUCGGGAAUGCUUUAUGGAGAAUAUUUACAAUUGGAAAAAAUUCUUAACGCUCAAACUCUAUUAAGCGAACAACAUAAUCGAACGGUUCACGAUGAACAUUUGUUUAUAAUAACACAUCAAGCAUACGAAUUAUGGUUUAAACAAAUAAUUUGGGAAGUUGAUUCCGUUAGAAAUCUUUUUGGAUUUUCCGAAACAGUCGACGAAGGUAAAACUUUGGAAAUAUUGAAAAGGUUGAACAGGAUCGUACUCAUAUUGAAGCUUUUAGUCGAUCAGGUUAUGAUUUUGGAAACGAUGACGCCACUGGAUUUUAUGGAAUUUCGCGAUUAUUUAUCUCCAGCAUCCGGAUUUCAAAGUUUACAAUUUAGACUUUUGGAGAAUAAAUUAGGAGUUAAAUUAGAUCACAGGAUGAGAUACAGUCAAAGAUAUUCAAAAGUAUUCGAUAGAGAUCCGGAAGCUGUGGCGGCGAUAAAAAAAUCAGAAACUGAACCUUCACUUGGAAAAUUAGUAGAAAGUUGGCUGGAAAGGACUCCAGGACUGGAAACGGAAGGUUUUAAUUUUUGGAAAAAAUAUAAAGAUGCCGUCGAUAGAAUGUUGAUGAAUCAAUCAGAAGCAGCUGAUAAAAUAACAAACGAAGAUGAAAAAAAAAGGAGUCAAUCGGAUGUUGAAAGAAAAAAAGAAAUGUUUGCAUCCGUUUUCGAUAAACAAAUCCACGAUGCUUUCGUUUUAAAAGGAGAAAGAAGAUUUUCACAUAAAGCAUUACAGGGAGCCAUUAUGAUAACUUUUUAUAGAGAUGAACCACGUUUUAGUCAACCGCAUCUUCUAUUGACACUUCUUAUGGAUAUCGAUUCGCUAAUAACUAAAUGGAGGUAUAAUCACGUGAUAAUGGUUCAAAGAAUGAUUGGUUCACUUCAAUUAGGAACCGGAGGCUCUUCCGGUUAUCAAUACUUAAAAUCAACGCUAAGCGAUCGUUAUAAAGUGUUUUUGGAUUUGUUUAAUUUGUCGACAUUUUUAAUACCCAGAAAUUACAUUCCGCCAUUAAAUAAAGAUAUGAAAUUUAAACUUGGAAAUCCUCAAAGUUGA
Messenger RNA from Pediculus humanus corporis (human body louse), 1158 nucleotides. RefSeq names its product Tryptophan 2,3-dioxygenase, putative. Gene Ontology annotation, molecular function: heme binding; metal ion binding; L-tryptophan 2,3-dioxygenase activity. The transcript has 7 exons. The record is from RefSeq and is a predicted model, not a curated record. The coding region runs from base 1 to 1158 and encodes 385 amino acids. Lineage: Eukaryota; Metazoa; Arthropoda; Insecta; Psocodea; Pediculidae.